AUGACAGUCAUCACCAAAGGAAGUCGAGUUUUUGUCACUGGCAUCAGUGGCCUCAUCGGCUCCCAUGUAGCAGAUCAUCUGCUUCGGGCCGGGUACCGCAUCCGAGGUGCUGUGCGGAAUGAGGAUGAGGCAGAAUUGAUGCAUUCCAUCUACCGAACGCGUCACGAUACGGCGGGAGAUUCCUUCGAAACCGUCAUAGUCGCAGACAUGAAAUUGCCAGGAGCCUUCAAAGAACUUCUCGCCGACUGUGAAGGAGUCGCCCACAUCGCGUCUGAUCUGAGCUUCAGUCCUGACCCUAAUGUUGUCAUUACAGGAUGCGUCAAUGGCAUCAAGGCGAUACUGGAGGAAGCUCAUUCGACACCAACCAUUAAGAGGUUUGUGUACACCUCGAGCAGUAAUGCAGCAACUAAACCUUUGGUGGACGAGGCAAGACAUGUCAACUCAAGUUCCUGGAACGACGACGUCUUAGAGGAAGCUUGGGCGCCACCGCCAUACCAUCCUGAGCGUGCUUACGCUGUGUAUGCGGCCUCGAAAGUCGCGUGCGAGCGUGCAGCCUGGGCCUUCGUGCGAGAGCAGCAACCGAGCUUCGUCUUCAACACUGUGCUUCCGAACUACACGUCUGGCAUCAUAUUACAGCCCCUCAGUGUUGAAGGUGCAGGAAGUACCGCGCGUUGGGUGCGUGACGUCUUUGAUCAUCCCUCCGAAGAGGAAUAUGUAGCAAAGCUGCGGGAUGAUAGUCCCCAGUGGCAAGUCGAUGUCGAAGAUGUUGCGAAAUUGCAUCUUGCAGCGCUCAUAUUCGAUGAGGUCAAUGGCGAGCGACUGUUCGGUUUCGCCUUUCCUUCCAAUUACAACAGCUUCCUCCAUGUGUUCCGAAAUUUGGCACCGGACCGUAUGUUUCCACACGACGAACCUGGGAAAAAAGAACCGAGUACCAUAGUCGAUAACCAGAGAUCCAUUGAGCUAUUGCAAAAGCUUGGGGCAAAUGGUUGGGUGCCAUUCGAGGAGAGUGUUCGACGUUCGUGCCUGGGUACAUAUGGAGAUGGCUUCAGCGCAUAUAGUGGUCUUCCUGAUUGA
This is a messenger RNA of Alternaria atra, 1074 nucleotides long. RefSeq lists its product as uncharacterized. The coding region runs from base 1 to 1074 and encodes 357 amino acids. The transcript has a single exon. The record is from RefSeq and is a predicted model, not a curated record. Gene Ontology annotation, molecular function: oxidoreductase activity, acting on the CH-OH group of donors, NAD or NADP as acceptor. Lineage: Eukaryota; Fungi; Ascomycota; Dothideomycetes; Pleosporales; Pleosporaceae.